Messenger RNA from Hippocampus zosterae (dwarf seahorse), 2224 nucleotides. RefSeq names its product NHL repeat-containing protein 3-like. Gene Ontology annotation, biological process: protein polyubiquitination; negative regulation of translation; proteasome-mediated ubiquitin-dependent protein catabolic process. The transcript has 3 exons. NCBI's taxonomy places the organism in Eukaryota, Metazoa, Chordata, Actinopteri, Syngnathiformes, Syngnathidae. Gene Ontology annotation, molecular function: ubiquitin protein ligase activity; protein binding; translation repressor activity. The record is from RefSeq and is a predicted model, not a curated record. The coding region runs from base 199 to 1251 and encodes 350 amino acids.
GAACUUGACGAGGCUUUGUUUAUGUCCUGGACUGACCAGGAAGUGAAGAGUCAACGACGUUGACGCGACUACAGAAUUAUUUAAUUAGCCAUUUGAUUAACACUGUGUUCACUGGUAGAUUCGGUCGAUCCUUGCUUUUGUCCAAGGAGGCUUAAACAGAGUAAAAGGGAUAUUGCUUGUGUCGUAACAUAGCUGCCAAUGAAAAGUAGAAGCUAUACUUGUCUGAUCUUGAUCAGUAUGGUCUCUUUAUUCUUUCUCAUGAUGGUGCUGUACGGCGUCUUUAGCCCCCAGCAGGCUGGCAUCUCCAUCCUCCGACAGGACUACCAGCUGUUGGGCAGGCCAUUGUACAAACUGGACCUGAACUGGCCUAAAAACCCCGAACUGUUCUCUGGGAAUGUGUUUGGGGUGGCUGUCAAUCAGUAUGCUGGCGUUGUGUAUGUGGCCCAGAGAGGUGACAAUGUGCCCAAGGUGCUGGUGUUUACAACAGAAGGCGACUUCCUCAUGUACUGGAACACAACGACCUUAGAGAUGCCCCACGGUAUAUUUUUAGCCGAUGCCAUGUCAAACCCAACUGUCUGGAUCACAGAUGUGGGAAAUGGUCCGUAUGGCCACUGCAUCAAACAGUACUCACCAUCAGGGAAUCUUCUGCAGGUGCUUGGUACACCAGGAAAAGCCGGCUCUGGGCUUAAUCCUCUGCAGUUUGACCAGCCAGCUGAGAUCUCCGUCCUCGACUCCGGAGAAAUUUACAUAGUGGACGGUGACGGUGGGAUUAAUAAUCGUCUCAUCAAAUUAUCCAAAGAACAGGAAGUGUUAUGGGUGCAUGGCGAAAAGGGACAAGGACUCGCUCAGUUCUACAUCCCCCACAGUGUGACCAUUGACAACGCACAAAGGGUCUGGGUGGCGGACAGGGGGAACAAGAGGAUCCAGGUCUUCAACUCGCUUACGGGGGACUGGCUGGGAUCAUGGGGGAGCUGCUUCACUGAGGAUGCACCUUACUCUGUCCGCCUCACUCCUGACAAGAAAUACUUUGUUGUCGUCCAGCUCAACACUAACCAGAUUUCACUACUGGAGGCACCGCCGGUGGGUUUGAUUGGCCAGUGCAAGGUGAUCAGUGUGAUUCAGCUAGCUGAUGAAGUCAAGCCUCAUUUGGUUGACUUGGACCAGAAGUCUGGGGCGCUGUACGUGGCUGAGAUUGGUGCCCAGCAGGCACAGAAGUUCACCCCCUUCAGCCUCGGUGAGGCUUUUGUGUAAAACACAAAUGUCUAAGGUUCAACACAGCCUGUUUUGGGAGGAUGGUCAACCUCCACUUUGUUCCUGUAUUAUCCAAAGUCGAACAAUCAGUCAACCACUCUAAUAUCAAUAUGAUAAAAACAAAAUAGCUUCAACACUCUCCCAUAACAAAUGAAUCUGUAUGAAAACUAGAGUUGCUGAUCAAAUUAUUUUUAAAAUAUUCUUCAUUGUGGCACAAGUGUAAAAAGUUAUAGUACUGUGAAUUCGCCACCCGUUACUGUGAAGUCUCCAGAUGUAUUCGAGACCGCAAAACUUUUUCCAGGGCUCUUUUACCCUGACAGAUACCACACACACCGUCGAGUAACUGUUAAUGUAAAUAAAUGUCCAUUUGCAGCAUGAAAUUAAUUAUAUUCUCUUUGUGAGAGGCAUCAAGCAGGUGUGGUUUACUUAUUGUUCUUCGGCUUUGUGGCGCCUGCUUUGUGGACGAGAGGGAGGUGUUCGAUCGGGUCCCUCAGAGAGUCCUGGCUACCUGAACCCUUGAUACCGCGUGUUGGUAUGACCAUUUUUGGGAGAAGGGUUGAUUUGCAUUGCUGUAAAUGAGUCAGAUCCAUUUUCAGUAAGUGCUGAACUCCGCCAAAGCUGCCCUUUAACCCUUGCAUGCACCCUGUAAACUGAUAACAUGAUAAGCUGUCCACUGUCGUAACCGCUGUCCCUGAAAGGGUUCAUAACUUGGGGUCUUCACAAGUUAUUGAAGAAGAAAAGUUGAGUGAAAGAUUGACAGGUGGAUUGGUGCAGCGUCUGCAGGGAUACAGCUUGGUGGAGCCAUGGUGGCAGCCAGCCGGUUGGAUUUUGCUUACGCUUAAAUUUCUGGCAAUUGUUUUGGUGUAAUGUUUUUAUGUGGACUUGAAAAAGGUUGCUUGGCACUACAAGCACAUCUAUGUGUUGUAUAUGAGUUGUUUGCUCAUGCUUUUUGAAAAUAAAAAGUAACUUGUAA